AUUUUUGCAGCUGUUUAAAUAUUUUCCCGAAACGCUUUCAUCAGUUUAGAGCUACUUUCGGCUUCGUAAUGUCCAAGUUCAACACAAUAAUUUGGCCCAAAGUUAUUUUAUUUGGCGACUCCAUCACUCAGUUUUCUUUUCAACCCAGUGGAUGGGGAGCAGAUAUCUCCAACAAGCUUGCAAGAAAGUGUGACGUUGUGAACAGAGGACUGUCAGGCUACAACACCAGAUGGGCCAAGAUUGUACUUCCUCGCCUUGUUAGCAGCCAGAACCCGUCAGACAUCUCUGCUGUGACGGUGUUCUUUGGAGCCAACGACUCGGCGCUGGAAGAUAAGAACCCGCAGCAGCACGUCCCUCUGCAGGAGUACUCAGAAAACCUGAAGGACAUCAGCAGGUUCCUGACCUCGGCCGGCGUGUCAGCAGACAAAGUCAUCUUCAUCACUCCUCCUCCUCUUCAUGAGCCGUCCUGGGAGAAAGAGUGUAUUCUCAAAGGAUGUCCUCUCAAUCGGCACAACUCCGUUACGGGUCAGUACGCUCAGGCUUGUGUCCAGGUAGCCCGUCAGUGCGGCUCGGAUGUCCUGGACCUCUGGACGCUCAUGCAGAAAGACGGACAAGACUGCACGGUUUACCUGUCCGACGGGCUGCACCUGUCAGAGAGGGGGAACCAGUUGGUGGCUGAGCAGCUGUGGAGUUUACUAGAAGCUCGUCUGGCUCACCUGCCCUUCAUCCUGCCGUACUGGGGAGACGUGGACGCGCAAAGCCCGGAGAGCAGCCUCCUCUGCAACCACUGAGGACAAAACAUGGCCGUAAAGAACAAUAAAAAGACGAAACGUGUUUAAAUGUUCAAUAAAGAUAUGUUUUAUUGGUUA
Molecule: messenger RNA, 869 nt
Organism: Austrofundulus limnaeus
Lineage: Eukaryota; Metazoa; Chordata; Actinopteri; Cyprinodontiformes; Rivulidae
Gene: iah1
Product: isoamyl acetate hydrolyzing esterase 1 (putative)
Exons: 7
Coding region: 69-791 (240 amino acids)
Molecular function (GO): hydrolase activity, acting on ester bonds
Source: RefSeq, a predicted model, not a curated record